UUUUGACAACUGCGACGUAAUAUCUUAGCAAGAUUCGAAUGUUAGUAGUGGAUUAGUGGUGAAAAGCGCGUGGGCUCUGGGCUGUGAGCUGCCCGUAACAAUAGUCUGAAAUGAUAAUCGCGUUAAAAAAAGUUUAAAUUGUAAACUUGAGAGAGGAUAUAAAAACAUGAACAGUAGCACUGUACCAAAAGUUGCCACUCCUGGUUGGAAUGAUCCACCACAGCUUUCGUAUGACCCAUCAAGGCCUCAACAAACAGCAUCAGGAAGAGCUAAACUGACAAAGAGGGUGGCAUUCCCAAUACAAGGAGCAGAGCAGACAUCAUCACAGAGAGUUCAGACAGUACUUCCUCCUUUGUCAGCUCCACCUGUUAGCUCUGUUACGUUGGACAAAAGUAAAGAAACUGAGGCUUGCAGGCCUGAAGAAUUAAGUAUUUCAAAUGAACAGUGUUCAAAGGUGGUCAGAAACCUCUCUGAAUGCCUGGACCGCAGUGGUUGUGACAGGGAUAUGAAAUAUGACUUCAAGAUGAGAAUUAAAUGUUUUGAGUCUCAGUGGAAAGAAAAUAAAUUUCCAGCAGAUUUAAAAGAAAAAUUGCUAAGGCUCUCUGAAGCACUUGUUGACAAGAAUGACGAAACAGCAGAAGACCUAUUGAAGUACGUGUUGGAGAAUUUUGCUAGCAUAGCAUCUGGAUGGAUCCCAGUAAUAAGCCAUAUCCUGACUGUGAUGGAUUCCACCACAUGAAGAAGAAAAAUGCAAACAGUAUUUGUGUAACUGAAAAUGAGUGUGGAUGUUUAUUGUGUUAUUGAAAUGAGGCAUGUUGAAAGAUACAAUUUAACAUUUUUCUUUUAUGAAUUUAUUUAUGCUGGAGUGUAAGCAAAGAAUGUAUUAUAUUGUAUUCCUGAACACCAUUGUUCAUUGUAUUUUGAGUGGAACUGGAUGUUGGGUCAAUUCCAUCAAACUGUUUCUCACUCUUGUUUCUUUUUUAUUUACAGUUAGGUAACUUUUUAUGUUAAGAAUAAAAACAGUAAAAAUUAAUUAAUGUCACAUAAGUGAAAUAAUAUGAAUAAAGCAGUGUAAGAUAAAACAAAAAGUUAAUUUGAAAGCACUGUCUCACUUUUGAAUCUGAAAUUGAUAUAUUAUUUUAGAAAAAAAAUCAGUAUUUUGUGCUCAUCUAUUUUCAGUUGGUAGCACUAACAAAUGAAAUAACCGAUCCUAGCACAUGGAAGUAGUUUUCUUAUCAUUUUUAUUGUGGAAAAAGGAAAUAGCUCUUUCUGCAAAAAUCAUGUGUAGUGUUGAAUAAAUCCGAGCUGCUGUACAUAUGUUAAGGUAACUCAAUGGCAGUGUUCUAGGUUUUACUGGUAACAGCUCUAAGUCUCAUACACCAGACAAUAUCAAUAUUGGUACUUAAUAUGAAUUUCUUACUAACAUUAAUUAUGAUAGAAACAGAGGAGAUGAUCAUUAGUACAGCCCCAAUUUCAUGAACUAAAAAACUGUAAAAUAUGCAAGUAUUCAUGAGCUAAAAUGUAUAUAAAUAUGGCCUUAAAAUGAAAUAUGACAUUAUAA
Molecule: messenger RNA, 1561 nt
Organism: Schistocerca serialis cubense
Lineage: Eukaryota; Metazoa; Arthropoda; Insecta; Orthoptera; Acrididae
Product: steroid receptor RNA activator 1
Exons: 4
Coding region: 167-739 (190 amino acids)
Biological process (GO): regulation of transcription by RNA polymerase II
Cellular component (GO): nucleus
Source: RefSeq, a predicted model, not a curated record